AUGUCGGUGGUUUCCCUGUUGGGCGUCAAAGUCCUGAACAAUCCUGCGCCAUUCACCGCACCCUAUGAAUUUGAAAUUACGUUCGAAUGUCUUGAGCAACUUCGUGAAGACCUAGAGUGGAAACUCACCUAUGUCGGCUCUGCUACGUCCGCAGAACACGAUCAAGAGCUUGACUCUCUCCUUGUGGGACCCAUUCCUAUCGGAGUCAACAAAUUUAUCUUCGAAGCUGAUCCUCCGAACCUAUCUCGCCUGCCACCAUCUGAAAUCCUCGGCGUGACAGUGAUCCUCCUGACCUGCUCCUAUGAUGGAAGAGAGUUCGUGCGCGUCGGUUACUACGUCAACAACGAAUACGAUGACGAGAUAUUGAAUGCCGAUCCACCUGCUAAGCCGGUGAUUGAAAAGAUCCGCCGCAAUGUGCUUGCAGAAAAACCCAGGGUCACCAGAUUCGCGAUCAAGUGGGACUCUGAAGAAUCUGCUCCAGCCGAGUAUCCUCCCGAGCAGCCUGAAGCUGACACGCUUGACGACGAUGGAGCCAACUAUGGUGCAGAAGAAGCAGAGCUGCAAGCAGCUCUAGAGAAAGAACUGGAAGAGACCGAAGCAAAGAUGGCUCGAGAAGACACGACGAAUGCGGACCAAGAAAUGACAGACAGUCACAAAGUCAAAGACGAGGAGGAAGAAGCCAGCGAGGCUGAAAGUGAAGAUCUUGAGGAGGAAAGCAGUGAGAGCGAAGACGACGAAGAAGAUGAGGAGGGUGCAGAAGGUGAAGAUGCGGAGAUGGGUGAGGGCGAUGAGAAACCCACUGCUGCCUCCAACACGACUUCGGCACAAGCGAAUGGCGAAAGUAAAGUGACAGAGGCCAAACCGGAGGUCAUGGUUCAUUAG
Fonsecaea nubica is the source of this 882-nucleotide messenger RNA. RefSeq lists its product as hypothetical. Gene Ontology annotation, biological process: nucleosome assembly; DNA replication-dependent chromatin assembly; nucleosome disassembly. Gene Ontology annotation, molecular function: histone binding. Gene Ontology annotation, cellular component: nucleus. Bases 1 to 882 code for a protein of 293 amino acids. The transcript is spliced from 3 exons. The record is from RefSeq and is a predicted model, not a curated record. Lineage: Eukaryota; Fungi; Ascomycota; Eurotiomycetes; Chaetothyriales; Herpotrichiellaceae.